Messenger RNA from Syngnathoides biaculeatus (alligator pipefish), 3661 nucleotides. It is a transcript of the gene coch, whose product is annotated as coagulation factor C homolog, cochlin (Limulus polyphemus). The transcript has 12 exons. The coding region runs from base 250 to 2100 and encodes 616 amino acids. NCBI's taxonomy places the organism in Eukaryota, Metazoa, Chordata, Actinopteri, Syngnathiformes, Syngnathidae. The record is from RefSeq and is a predicted model, not a curated record.
CGCGCUUCAAUCGUCCUCGUCGUCACUCGUGGGUUGAAAAGAGAGAAACAAAAAAAGGGUCAGUGUGAUUUUGAUUCUAUUUCAUGAUUACUAUUAUUGUUAAUAUUUUGCCUCUUGUAUAGAUUUGAAGGCGAUGCAGAUGAUUUUCAUACAAUUGGCAUAAAGGCCGACAUUUAGUUGUGGCGCCUUUUUGAGAUGACGACGUCUCAUUUGCAUGUAGAUUAAGAAUCAGAAGAAAAUACGAAAGUGAUGGAAAGGUUGAAGUUUGUUUGUGUUUUCCAGGCGGCCGACAUGUCGCUGCUGAUUGCGAUUGGCGUUUUCUUGGCGAUCUCGUCGUCUUCGGCGAGCUCAGCGACGCGGGCGCUUUCCUGCAGUACCCGUGGGGCCGACCUGGACCCCGACGCCGUCCUGGCCUCGUGUCCGCCGGACUGCGGGCGAGGGCCGCUUACCGUGUUCGGCGCCGCCGUCUACGCCGACAUCUCGUCCGUUUGCGGCGCCGCGCUGCACAGCGGCGCGGCGGGCCACGCCGGCGGCGAGGUUCGCGUGCAACGGCUGCCCGGCCGACGCAGCUACGUCGGCUCCUUCGCCAACGGCGUCCAGUCACGGGCCUUGUCCCGCCGGAGCUCCUCCUUCCGUGUCAGCGGCCCCAAGAAACAAAGACCACAGGAGCUGAUCCGGCACUCUGCCGCCGCCACCAAGGAAGCCGUGAAGAAGAUGCCUGUGAAAAAAGUUGGAAAUAAAGCGUGUCAGAUGGACAUUGCGGUGGUGAUCGACAGCAGCGCCAACUUGGGCCGGCGGCGCUUCAACCAGCAGAAAAACUUUGUCGCCAAGCUGGCAGCCAUGUUGAAAGUCGGAGUCGACGGACCCCGCGUGGCCCUCGUCCAGGCCAGUGAUGUCCCCAGGACGGAAUUCCUGCUCAGCAACUACACACAACCCAAAGAACUCCAGUUUGCCAUCAAAGAGCUCAGACACCUGGGAGGGGAAACCAACACAGGGAAGGCCAUCACGCACACGGCGGAGAACGUUUUCACUCCGCAGAACGGCGCCCGCCACGGCCGCCCGCGCGUCAUGCUGGUCCUGGUCGACGGAUGGCCGUCGGACGACCCGGAGCGGGCGGCGGCGGCGGCGCGGGAGGCGGGCAUCAACGUCUUCGUGGCCCCCGUCACCAAGCCCGCGCCCGACGAGAUCCUGGCCGUGCCGGACCUCGAUUUCGCCAAGAAGGCGGUGUGCAGGGACAACGGUUUCUUCAGCUAUCAGAUCCCCAGCUGGUUCGGCACCACCAAACACGUCAAACCUCUGGCGCAGAGACUCUGCUCGCCGGACGCGCUCCUCUGCAGUACGGCCCUCCGUCGACGCGACACGGACGACAAGACGGCUUCGGCGCACCCACAAAAAGCCGUCACGCGCCCGUCGUCGUACGUGUUUGAAUUCGGUCAACGUGGUUUUCCUCAUCGACGGCUCGUCCAGCAUGGGCGACCCCAACUUCCGAUCGGUCCUGGACUUCGCGGCGGCGAUCGCCGGCAGGUUGGAGGUCUCCGACGUCGGAGCUCGCGUCGGUCGGUCGGCCGUUCGUCGAAUCGCGCGCCCGACGGGUCGACGGACCGACCGACGGUUUGUGUGUCGCGCUCAGGCGCCGUUCAGUUCACGUACGAUCAGCGCCUGGAGUUCGGCCUCUCGGAGCACGGCAGCAAAGAGGACGUGGUGGCCGCCCUGAAGAGGAUCUCGUACAUGAGCGGCGGCACGGCCACGGGGGGCGGCAUCGCGUACGCCGCGCAAAACGUCUUCAGGCGCGCCGCGGCCGGACGCAACUUCUUGGUCGUGGUGACUGACGGCCAAUCGUACGACAACGUGGCCGAGCCUGCGCUGAUGGCGCACAAUCAAGUUCAACGCAGAUUUGUUUUCAUAUUCAUCCAUCUGUCCAUUUUCGGCACUGGUGACCAUUGGUCUUUUUGUACGAUGCCGUUUUUUUUUGUGGGAAAAGAAACGCGUCCUUGUCCUGACACGUUCAAACUGAAUGAAAAACCAAAGAAAUAUUCUUUCAAAUGCAUCCUACAGUGGAGGUAUGGAAGCCAUUUGGAGAGGUGGCUGUGGAGUUUUUGACCAAUUGUUCAAGAGAAUACCAGCGGGACAGAUGACGUGACAGAAGAAUGGAGGAAAAGUGUAUACUAGUUCCCAUUGUUUAACAACAAAGGCGACGUUCAGAGCUGCGGAAAGUGAAAAAGAAAAAAAAGAUGAUGAGCCACACGAUGCAGUGACGGGAAGGAGUAGCGGAGGCUCGACUCAGGACUGAAGGAAGUACCUGCGAGCAACAGGAGGCUUUCAUGCCGAGAAAGAGGACCGACCGCAGAUGCAAUAUUUGCCCUCGAGGAUGCUCGUGGAAAAGUACAGAGAAGCUCAGAAGGAGCGACGACGUGUCUUCGGAGACCCAGAGAAAGCCCACCACAGAGUACCAAGAGAGGAACGUGAGCCAGUCCCGUGUGGCGGAAUAGUACAGGACGUGUUCGAGGGCGGCAGAACAGCGCUGAGGUGUGACAGAAGAAUUGAAGGUGGAGGUGGGACUGCAUCGGGGAUUCACACUAAGCCCCUUCUUGUUUGCGCUAGUAAUGGAUAGGCUGACGGACGAGGUUAGACUGGAAUCCCCUUGGACCGUGACGUUCGCAGAUGAUAUCGUGAUCUGCAGUGAAAGCAGCGAGCGGGCGUAGGAACAAUUAGAAAGACGAAGGAAAUGCUGAAGUACAACAGAAUAUAUGUGCGUGAAUGAGAGGAAGCUCCGAGGACGAGAGACGGCGAGGGUGGACCACGUCAAAUACUUGGGCUCAACGAUACAGAGCAAUGGAGAGUGCGGGAAGGAAGGGAAGAAACGGGUUUGGCGGAAGGUGUCUGGUGUUCUAUGUGACAGGAGAGUCUCCGCCAGGAUGAAGGGCAAAGUUUAGAAAGCAGCGGCCACGGUGGACGGAUUAGAGACGAGAGGAAGCAGAACAAAUGAAGACGUUGAGGGUCUCGCUUGGUGUAGGAUAGGCUGGAUAGGGUUAAAAAGGAGCUCAGCCAAAGUUGCAUGUUCUGGAGACAAGGUUAGAGGGAGCAGACUAAGAUGGUUUGGACAUGGAGACAGUCUUGACGAUGUUGGGAGCAGGGUGCCGAUGAUAGGAUGGAGCUGGCAGGCAAAAGCGCGAGAGAGAGGAAGACCAAAGAAAAGCUUGAUGGAUGUCGUGAGGACAGUGGACAGUGUUGGAGAGCAAGACGCACGAGAUCCCUCAUCAGUACCAAUGCUCAUUCCUGUAUGCUUAAGAUUAACGGUAUUAAAGGUGAAAUUAAAGUUGGGGUCUGGGGAGGUUCAUUCAGCCUUAAAACGAAUACAAAAGACGGACGGAUACACAUGUGCUCGCUACUUUCCAGAUUUCGCCCAUUACAGGGACGUCGUCGGAUUUGGGGACCAGACUCACAGUGCAAAUCUUAAACCGGGACUAAUCAAAGAUUUCUGCAAAUGACGAGACCCAAAAUUCACGAAGAGCAAAACGUAAACGUGCGAAGGUCUGCUGGAAUAUUUUGUCAAAAUAAAACUUGACUGAAUUGUCACAAGAUGCUAACUUCUGAGCCUGAGCCUGAGCCUGAGCUCGUUUUCAUCAUCAUGUCGUGACAUUUUGGUAAGGCGGCCUUUUUG